UCUUUGGGGCAUCUCUCGAAGCAUGUCGACGGCCCUGCUGAAGUGUCUGAGCUACGUCGACGGGGUUCAAAUUGUGAAUCAGCCCUACGCAUCUGCCUUCUGUGGUGGGCCCCAAGCCGUACGGCCAGAGCCCAAUCCAGAUGACAAACUUCUAACUAAAAUUGUUGCAGAAUGGGACAAAAUCAAACAAGAGAGCGAAACAGCAGAGGUGGAGGGGAUAAUGCCGUCUGUCAUGACAAUGGAGUGGAUCAGGGACAAUCUCUUACAAGCCUCUUAUCCCGACAAGAAGGUUCUGCUUUGCCGAGAUCAAGCUCAUUACCUGAAGGGCCGAUACGACAUGCUGCCUCAAGGCUUCAAGUAUAGCUUUCUUAUUCGGCAUCCCUACAAAGUAUUCCGUUCUUGGAAGAAGCUUCUCACCGAUAUUUGGGGUGAUUUUCCCGAUAUGCGCUCCUUGCCGUCGCUGGCGUUUCCUCCGGGAGUUGGCUUUAAAGAGCUCUUCGAAUUGGUACAGUACGUCAAGGAGAACUUUGACCCUCAUCCCACCAUCCUUGACGCCGACGAUCUGCUGCAAGAUCCGGCGGGGAUCCUGUCCACUUACUGCGCCAAGAUGGGCAUACCGUACUCCAGCAAGCUGUUAUCUUGGAAGUCAGGUCAUGAAAUCACCAGCACAUGGCUUAUGAGUAAAGUCGUCUCGGUGGCCAACAAAGGCCAAGGCUUUUACAAGCGUGCCUUCGAGAGCGAUCGGUUCGAGAAGCCUACCCCUGUACCGGACCUAGCUAGUCUCCCGGCAGAUGCGCGGGCCUGCGCUGAAAUGAGCAUGGAGUACUACGAAAGUCUGCAUCACGAGAGAAUCAUAGCAUCGGUGUAG
Acanthaster planci (crown-of-thorns starfish) is the source of this 868-nucleotide messenger RNA. RefSeq lists its product as uncharacterized. NCBI's taxonomy places the organism in Eukaryota, Metazoa, Echinodermata, Asteroidea, Valvatida, Acanthasteridae. The record is from RefSeq and is a predicted model, not a curated record.